This is a messenger RNA of Lethenteron reissneri (Far Eastern brook lamprey), 2424 nucleotides long. Its product is annotated as tripartite motif-containing protein 14-like. Lineage: Eukaryota; Metazoa; Chordata; Hyperoartia; Petromyzontiformes; Petromyzontidae. Gene Ontology annotation, molecular function: protein binding; zinc ion binding. The record is from RefSeq and is a predicted model, not a curated record.
ACAACUUCUGGAGCAACUUACCUAUACAUAUCAAUAGUACACGUACGUAUUCUUGGGUCUUUCGGUAAAGUCACAUAGAUAGGUUCAAAGAAAAUAACAAAAAUAACAAAAAACUACGAAAUUUUGAUCGCAACACAAGCAAUGAGUUGACCUUGGGGAUGAGGCCCAGGACUGGUUCAGGUAACUGCUGGUGUUGGUGGUAGCCGUGAGUGGGAAUCGAACUCGGGUCUCUGCUGGAUUAGGAGUUUAGUGCUAACGGUACAGACAGCAUGCCCUAUGCUGUGGAAGAAUGAGUUUAUCUCUCUUUACUCACCUCAUAUCAGAAACAUCAAAAUUGAGUCUUCUCUCUGAUGUAUAUGGACAACAAAGCUCUGAUUUAGAUCUAUGGAGAUGGGUACGGUAUCCGUGUAAAUCUUGAGGCUGGUGUUUGUGCACCAAGGCCAGGAGUUCAAAUUCCAGGCAGUGUCUCGUGAUGUAAAUGACGACAAUUAAAAUAGCUUAAGGUUUUAACUUCCUUCUUCACCGUCGCUAUAAAGGGAGGUCCUGGUCCAACGUCUCUCUGAACCACACAGCGAACAAUCCAAGUGAAGUCAUGAUUCAUGGCCAGCGCGACUCCCAGUGAGAGUGUGGACGGUGAUUUGUGCUGCUCCAUCUGCCGGGGCACGUUCGUCUGCCCCUAAAUGCUGAGCUGCACUCGUUCUGCCUCCGGUGCCUGGAGGCAGCCUGGGAAACGGCGAGCAGCUGUCCGCAGUACCGAGUGGCCUUCUCUGCAUGACCCCAGCUGAGGAAGAACGUGGCACUCACCAACCUGGCGGAGCAGCUCAGAGUUGGAGACAAAAUGGCCAUGACCGUCGUGUGUGACAUCUGCAGUGACGGCCAGACUCCUGCAAUGAAGACCUGCCUGAGAUGUGAGAUGUCCUACUGUUUUUCCCAUUUCAAGCCUCACUUGGAUAAUUCAAGAUUGAAAGACCACGCCGUUGUGGAUCCCACUGGAAGCUUGGACGAGCGAAUAUGCCCUGAGCACAGUGAGGAGUUGAAAUUCUACUGCACAGUAGACAGCAGCUUGGUCUGCUCAUCUUGCAACAUCGCAGGUGAACACAAAGGACAUGAUGUCACCACACUGAAGGACGAGCACGAGAAACGGAAGAUGUACGUAGGAGAGGAGACACGAGCAGUGGAGGAGAAGAUAAAUGAGACGGAAAAGUACUUGAAGCGGAUGUAUACCGCUCACAGGAAGGCGAAGAAAUCGGUGGCUGGAAUCAGGGGUUGCAUCACAAGCAAGUUCGCCCGCCUAAGGAAGGCUCUGGACGAGGACGAGAGGGAGGCUCUACGUCGUGUGGGCGUGAAGGAGCGCGAGCUGCUGUCCCGGAUCGAAGAGAACAUCGCUCGUCACAAGGGGGAGAUCGCCGAGCUCCAGGCAGCGGCCACUCGCCUGGGCACUCUGCAGCUUGAGAAGGACUCGCUCACCUUCCUGCAGGGACACCUGGAGACGAUGUGCAGGAGAGAGAUCCCAACGGAAUCCGCACCUCCACCUCCAACUUCACUGGACGCCACCACGAUCAGCUCCCUUGAAAGAGUCGUUAACAGAUUCCUGCCUCUCGUCUAUGGAUGCUCACCGACUCUGGACACAAACUCAGCCUACGACCUCCUCCAGAUUUCCUCAGAUCUCAGGACGGUGACGCUGAACGAUGUCCCCCAGGGUCGCCUCCAUCACCCACACCGGUUUAAUUACUGGGACCAAGCCCUGUGCUCUGAGAGCUUCUCGUCGGGUCAGCACUAUUGGGAGGUGGACGUGGGGAAUUCGGGGUGGUUGUGUAGGAUUGGAGUCGCGUAUGCGACGAUCCCACGGAGAGGGCGUGGUGCUGAGUGCCGCCUGGGAGGGAGUGACGUCUCCUGGUGUCUACAGAAAUAUGGCAACAGCUUCUCAGUGCUGCAUGGCGGGGUAGAGACCUCACUGUCGGUGCCAGAGCCUCUACGGAGAGUCGGGGUUCAUCUGGACUGGGACGUGGGGCUCCUGUCUUUUUACAGCGCCAACUCCAUGGUGCUCUUGCACUCUUUUCACCAAACCUUCGCUCAGCCCCUAUAUCCUGGGCUGUACGUGGAUGGGUUGUUGUACGGUAACGUUGGUGACUCGGUGAGGAUUGUGGAUCUGAGUGGUGCUUCCUGAGAGAGGUGAACGUGAACAUCGUAGAGAGCAGACACCAGAAUGCACGGCACUCGCCACUGUCGUCACCGUUACGUGCAGUGUUACGCCUGUUACUAGUUGGUGGUUAUGAGUGCGCGGCUCUCCAUUAGAAUGGGGGCUGAGCGUAAAAAAUCCUCACAUCCUUUCUAGGGGGGUGAUAAAAUAGGUACUUCUAGACUUGAAGCUUUCGUGACUGCAAGGAAUCAUAUUCUUAGGUGUUUUCGGUAAAGUCACGUAGG